This is a messenger RNA of Phragmites australis (common reed), 3405 nucleotides long. RefSeq lists its product as uncharacterized. The record is from RefSeq and is a predicted model, not a curated record. Gene Ontology annotation, cellular component: chloroplast outer membrane. Gene Ontology annotation, biological process: protein targeting to chloroplast. The coding region runs from base 1 to 3405 and encodes 1134 amino acids. Lineage: Eukaryota; Viridiplantae; Streptophyta; Magnoliopsida; Poales; Poaceae. Gene Ontology annotation, molecular function: chloroplast targeting sequence receptor activity; protein binding; RNA binding. The transcript has 15 exons.
AUGCCCAUUCUUACCCUCCUCGGCUCCGGCGCCAUGAGCUACAAGGCCGGCGGGUCCGUUUGCACCGGCCGUAGCUCGCACGCGCGAGGUGGUCCGAUCCGAUCGAUCACGUUCACCCACCCCUCCUCCAAGCACAUCCUCCUGACACGAACCGUCGAACCCUCCGUGCAAGGUGGUUGGAGUUGCCAAUCUUUGGAGCAAAAUGCUGGGAAAGUUGAGAAUUCAAGUGAAGAAACUAGCGGGACGGGAACCGGCAGCAUGGACCGCGUCAAGACCGAGAACUUCUGCCGCGCCGUCGUGGAGGACAACACCGCUCUCCUCCUCUCGGCGGUGGGGAGCUUCAGGAAGGAGGCCCUGGGCCGAAUCCGCAAGGGCUCCGACGCCUCGAGGGCGCUGGACCAGGAGAUGUCCACGAGGCUGCUCCACCUCGCCUGCAAGCACGACGCGGUGGAGUGCGCGAGGCUGCUCCUCGAGGGGGGCAGCGGGAUCACGGCGGCCCCCGUCGACGCGAGGGACCAGAUGACGCGGACGCCGCUCCACGCCGCUGCUGAGACUCACUCGGCAAGUUGCAUCGAGCUGCUCCUCUCGAAGAAUGCUCGUACUGAUCUCAGGGUGGUUGAUGGGAGGCCCCUUCUCCCGCUUGAGAUCGCGCUAAUGAGCAGAAGAGUUCAAGCGAAUUGGUCACUGGACAACCCAAUCGAAGAUCUUCUAUCUUUUCUUCACGGAAGGGAUCUCAAGGCAGUAAGGCUCCUGGCAGAGAAAACCAUAGUGGUUGGGGAGGUUGCUUACAGGUAUGCCAUGGAGGGACGGGUUCCUGAAUUGGCAAUGCUGCUUCUGGUGGUUGAAGAGAAGAUAUCGACACUAGUGAGUGUGGUGAUAGAGGGUAUCAGAACAAAGAGAUCAAUUUACAACUCUAUCGUGGAUGAGGCUUUAUCAAUGGGAGAUGCUUCAGCUCGGGACGGCAAUGAAAUGAGAAAGGCCCUGCUCUGUGAGAUUCAGCUACUUAACCAAUUUGGGUCGGCAUCAUGGAGGGACCACGAUGACAGGAGAACAUUGCCCCCUCUACUUAGGGCUGCUAAGGUUGGAGAUAUGAAUGUCAUAAAGAUGCUUCUGAUGGGAAAUGUUGAUGUCAAUGAAGCUGACUCUGAAGGAAACACAGCACUUCACUGGUGCCUAAGUGGUAGUUCAAGCACACAGGAGCCAAGGAUUGUGUGGCUCCUGCUCAAGAAUGGUGCCAGAGUUUUCCAGGGGAACAAACUAGGGCUCACGCCAGUACACAGCGCUGCAGCUAAGGGCAAUUACAAGGCUCUUCAGUCACUUCUGCUUCAUGCACAAGAUUGUGUUGAUAUACCUUCCAAGACCAAAGAAACCCCAUUAUUCUUUGCAGUGAAGAAUGGUUCUACAGACUGUGUAAAACUCCUUUUGCGUUUUGGGGCUGAUACCAAAGCCCGGAACCUACGAAAGCAAAGACCAAUUGACGUGGCAACAUCCCAGGACAUGCGUUUCAUUCUUAGCUCUGCAAAUGUGGUACCAUGGAACCAUAACUCACCUCAAAAGAAUCACGUGAUGGAAAAGGAAAGGUGCAAAGAGCUUCUGAAUGAUGAUUAUGACAAUGAUGAUUAUUAUGAAAGCUGCACUGGACUUAAGACAUCUGUAUGCAAGCGUGAUUUUCGGUCCAGUAAUUGUUCUGCACAUGGGCCUAAGAGUAAGAACCAGUAUGUUCCAAAACAAGAUUCAAAGUUUGUGCCUCGGAAUAAUCAUUGGCCGAAGCAUGACUACACACGCAAAAUUUUUGUUGGGGGCCUCCCACCUUCUGUAGACUCUGAGUACCUUAUUGAAUUCUUCACUACUGAAUUUGGACCUGUGGAGGAAGCAGUAGUCAUCGGGAUACAGAUAGGCAACCGAGUGCAGUCCCGAGGCUUUGGCUUUGUAAAAUUUGAAAGAGAGGAGGAUGUGAUAAGUGCAAAGGAAGCUCAUCAUGUCUACAUGCUUGGGAAGAGAGUGGAGGUAAAGGAUGCUGUUGCUAGAGCAUCCUUGCAUUUAGAAGACCAAAAAGCUACUUCUUUGAGGCAAUACAUCAAGGAGUGCCCAAAGGUAACCCACAGUGUGGUGGAUGGUGAACUAACUGAGGAACACAACCGUCAGAAGCGGCAGCCAUUGCCAGAGAAGUGUCUUCCAUCUUGGUUCUUUGUAUUCAGGAGGUGGUUGCCAGGAUUUCUUAUGGAUGCUACUGAGCGACUUGGAGGAGAGAGGUAUCCAUUAAGUUCUCUGAAGGGUGAUUUCAGAGCAACUUGCAGGAUGGAGCUUGAUCAUACUGCACUUGGUUAUCCUAAGCUAAGCGACUUUAUGCACUCCCUCCCUGGCAUCUGCAGGAUGUGUAUAGUUCCUGUCGGAAGUGGGCCUGCAACGCACAUGGUCCUUCUGCCACCGCUCGCCCGACCGAAGUAUGUACCCUUGCUGGAGCCUUACUCCUUCGAUCAUGAUGAGCUCCCAAAAUCAGUGUCAGAUCAUCACUCCCCAAGAUCUCCACUUAACGCCAAUAUCACGGAGGACUCCCCUCAUAACACUGACAGCCAGCAGGGUGAUGCAUGCAGUGAGAGCAAUGUUCAGAGCCAGCAGGGCGAUGAGAGCAGCGGGAGCAAUGCAGAAAGCCAGCAGAAUGGAAGUUCCACUGACAAUGGUAGCUUACUGGAUGAUAUUCCUGUCAGUACCACAAAGCCCGGUUUGGUUGAGUCUGUAGCUACAAGAAAGCUUGAUUUGGUUGAGUCGGUGCCUACAAGAAAGUUUGAUUUAGUUGAGUCUGUAUCUACAAGAAAGCCUGAUUUGAUUGAGUCUCUACCUACAAGAAAGCCCGAUUUGAUUGUGUCUGGACCUCCUCAUCAAAAAAAUGAAUCCGGACCAAUACAAAAGCUUAAUCUGCUUGAGUCUGGACCUACAAGAAAGCUUGAGUUGAUUGAGUCCAGGCCUACAACAUGCUUCAUUGAUUAUCCGAUUGAAAGGCCAGCAGUAACUCCAAGCAGCCACGAGACUGAUAUGAGAUUCUCUUUCUUCCAGUCACAGUGGGACAAGUACCUGACUCCAUAUUCCAAGAGUGAAUCCUGCAUCAUCUGUCAAUCUUGCGAAGCCGCAAUGCAGCUCGUCCCGUGCCUUCAUAAGAUAUGUGUUGCCUGCAUGAUGAGGUGCAAUGUCAGGGCAUGCAUGACCUGUGGUACUGCUGGACUCAUGGAGCGCGUGUCAGAUCAAAGGUGCCAGUUGCUGGUUGUCUGCCGUGGAGCUGAGGCGAUUGUCAGAUGUUCCCCCUGUAUGCACACCAUCGCUUGCCGAGGAUGCCUCCUGGCCUCAGUGACGUUACUGAAGACCUGCACCACCUGUGGCUGCAUGAUUGAGCACUUCAAGUUUGCUUGA